This is a messenger RNA of Apis dorsata (giant honeybee), 1886 nucleotides long. RefSeq lists its product as uncharacterized. Lineage: Eukaryota; Metazoa; Arthropoda; Insecta; Hymenoptera; Apidae. The transcript has 8 exons. Gene Ontology annotation, cellular component: extracellular matrix. The record is from RefSeq and is a predicted model, not a curated record. Gene Ontology annotation, biological process: cell adhesion. Bases 459 to 1886 code for a protein of 475 amino acids.
GGCGCGCUGCUCGCAGUACCGCGACAACCCUCGAGCUAAAAGCAUCGUAUCGAUGCUGUCGGUGACCCGUGCGUGAAUCGUGUCGUGAAACGUGAGAACCUCCUUCCCCUUUUCGUUCUCGUGAUCCGACCAAAUUCGUACGCAGUGCUGUGGCAGUGCGUCGCUCCUUUUUAUCUUUCACUGUCUCUCUCCACCUUUCGUUGUCGCACGUCGAAAACUUGCGUGAAAUUGCGGUAGACGCUCGCGCCAUUACGUGUCCCCCCGUACCUUGUUCGUUCUUCGACGAAAACAAUUGUAUUUACGGGUAUUCUUUACGAAUUUUGAGCACGAGUUUUUCUCGCGAUGUCUGUGAGUGAUAUGUGAGUUGUGUUCUCGUCGUUCUUCCCGACUGACAUUGUUCAUCCUUCUCGGAGGAAGGGAAGGAGUGACAAGCCGAAAAAUCAAGCAUCGCGAAUAAGAUGCUUCACGGGACGUGGUUGCAGUGGUCGACGCUGCUGUUGUUGUUGCUGGGUACGCGGCUACUCUUGGUGGUCGCUCAAUGUGGAUCGUUCACUCAGGAUAGACAGGAGAAAGAGGACAAACAGGAUAAGCUGGCGCUAUACAAAGUCACUUUAAGGACUUACUGGUCGAGGGCGCGAUUUCCACGACAUUAUCCGGAAUGGAAGCCACCGGCCCAGUUCGGCAAGCUUAUCGGUCGAACGCACGACUCCGCCUACACUUUGUACAGGCUAGGGGAAAGAUUGUCGAGCGGUGUGAGGUUGUACGUGGAGACCGGAAGGACAGACGGGAUGGACGCGGACGGUGACUCGCCGAGCACCCUCCACUCGUUCACGGGCCCCCCCGUGCCCCAAGGGGAGGGGACAAGCGUGGCGCGGGCCUUCCUCGACGGCAAUCACACCCUGAUAAGCAUCAUGGCCCGCAUCAACCCCAGCCCAGAUUGGUUCGUCGGCCUCGAUUCCUUCCAACUGUGCGUGGAGGGUAACUGGGUCGAUACCGUGACCGUCGAGCUGGAUCCGCUGGACGGUGGAACCGAUAACGGGUUCACAUUCACCGCUGCCAACUGGCCGACCCAACCCCAAGGAAUCGCCUACAGGAUCACGUCGCGGUAUCCGGCGCAUCCCGCGGGAAGCUUUUAUUAUCCGAAUCUACCUCGUCUCCCGCCCAUAGCCACCCUCACCUUCACCAAGCUACGCGAGUACACGUUGACGGAAACGUAUCACGAGGACGACGUCGAGGUGGAAUUCGUCAGCAACGACAAUCUGCUUGCCAGCAAUCCGACUCCUAGAGGGAUCGAUCCGAACAGGGACCUGAACGAGGCCAUCGCCGAGGAACGGAAGGAAAUGGACACUCAGAGAUACAGGUACUGGACGACGACGGGAAACGGUCAAACGGUGACCGAGGUUCCACGAGACAACAAGGCAGCGAUCAUGGACAGCAUCGCCUCGUCGUACGCGUUGCAGAGGCCGAGAUUCGCGGCGACAACCCCUCCGAAGAUGGCGAAAUUGGAGGGUAAAAGCGGUGGGUGGCCUUAUUACCAGAAGUACAAGCAGGCGGAGGCACAAAAGGCGCAAAUCUUCGAGGACAUCCAAAGGAAAAUGGCGAACGCGACGAGCGGGAACAGCAUAGGCGUCCAUUCGUGGAAUUCGACCGACAUCGCGGCCCAACGCCAGCACAGGCUCAGGAUGAAACAUCAUCGGCUGACGUCCAAGGGGAAGCGGUUGAGGACGCGUCCGCCGAGGGACUGCAAGGUGGGAGAAUGGGGCCCGUGGAGCGCGUGCAGUCGUAGCUGCGGGGUAGGUGAGACACAGAGGACGCGGAAGAUCACGAUAAAACCAACUCCAUCACCUCCAAAAAAAUUAGCAAAUAAAGCGAACUUUCGCGGAUAA